UUGAUCAUUUUCUUUUCCAAGAAAAUUCCACCAACACGGCUGCUGCUCUCUUCUCCUCUUUCUAAGAAAAAGGUUCCAUUUACCUCUCUGUAUUCGAUUUAUGUUUGCUUUUUUGUUUAGUUCAUCAUCCUAAAGCUAAAGUGAAGUUGAAGUUAUCGUGGGUUUUAAGGGUUAUUUGUGUUGAGAGAUCACCAAAAGUUAUCAGAGAGCUGAACAAGUGGAUCAUCUGUUGGUUUAUGGCAGAGACCAGUAGACGUUAUGCGUUGGGAAAUCACUUAGAUAUUGAGCAGAUACUCUUGGAGGCACAAACUCGAUGGUUACGUCCUGCUGAAAUUUGUGAAAUUCUUCGAAAUUAUCGGAACUUCCGCAUUACUCCAGAGCCUCCAACUAGGCCUCCCAGUGGUUCCCUUUUCCUGUUUGAUCGGAAGGUCUUGAGAUACUUCAGAAAGGAUGGCCAUAAUUGGCGGAAGAAAAAAGAUGGCAAAACAGUGAAGGAAGCUCAUGAGAGGUUAAAGGCAGGAAGCAUUGAUGUGUUACAUUGCUACUAUGCCCAUGGCGAGGGGAAUGAAAAAUUUCAAAGACGCAGUUACUGGAUGCUCGAAGAGGAUUACAUGCACAUCGUACUUGUCCACUACCGUGAAGUGCAGGGUACCAAAGCAUGUUAUGGACGCAAUAGAGAUACUGAAGAAGUUAUACCCAGUUCUCAAAAUGGAAGUCCUGCAUCUUCCAGUGUUAUUUCAAAUUACAACCAGCUACACUCGCAAACCAUUGAUACUACAAGCCUGAACAGUGAGCAAGCAUCAGAAUAUGAAGAUGCUGAGUCUGAUAAUCAUCAAGCAAGUUCGUCAUAUCACUCUUUCCCUGGGUCACAACAACCUGAUCGGCACGUGGAUUCUGGUGUAUGGAGCUCUUAUUAUCCGACUUACUCAAACAGUUCACAAGGGACACAACCAGCAGUCCAAGGGAUGAACUUUACCCAAUCUGACCGUGUCAAUGGAAGUAGAGUCAAUAAUGAUGUUGGGUUUGAAUUAGCACUUGAACCACAGAAACAACUUGGUUUAGCAUCCUGGGAGAAUGUUCUGGAGGGAUUUCCGAGUGAACUACACAAGCCAUCAGUUUCUGCAACACAACCAGACACCAGGGGGGUCUCACAACAAGAAAAUGUAUUGCUCGGGAAACAUUUGGGAAAUCAGUUCAACAUUAAGCAGGAGGUUGUAGAUAGAACCAGGGGCCAAGAAAAAUGGCAGGGUAGUUCUGAUUUACAUAGUGCCUUGGAGCAGUUCCAGUCACACACUGAGCAGCAAAAUGGACAUCUUCCGCAAAAUGAGUUUCAAAUGCAGCUUGAUGCAGAACUUGGAUCCCUUCUGAAAUCAAAUUUGGAUGAUAAUAUGGGUAUAGAUGAAAGCGUCAAAUACUCUUUAACUGAUAAUCAUCCAUUGCUUGGGAAUGGUAAAACAGAUGAGUUGAAGAAAGUAGACAGCUUUACCCGUUGGAUGACUAAAGAACUUGGAGAGGUAGAAGUAACAAACACAAUGUCCAGUUCUAUCACUUACUAUGAUACUAUUCAACGUGAAAGUCCUGUAAAUGACUCCAGCUUGUCCCCUCAAGGGCAGUUAGAGUCUUACUUGCUGAGCCCUUCCCUAUCUCAGCACCAGCUUUUCAGCAUUAUUGAUUAUUCACCAAAUUGGGCAUACACCGGUUCAGACACCAAGGUUCUGGUUACUGGGAAAUUCCUAGGGAGGCAACAGGAUAUUAUGAAAUGUAACUGGUCAUGCAUGUUUGGGGAGGCAGAAGUUCCAGCCGAUGUGCUAGCUGAUGGUGUUCUUCGCUGCGACGCUCCUCCUCACACUGCCGGUAGUGUCCCUUUCUAUAUUACAUGCUCUAACAGGCUAGCUUGUAGUGAAGUGAGGGAAUUUGAAUUUAGAGUGGGGCAAUUUCAAAACUCUGACCUGGCGGAUCUGUAUAAUAGCAAUUCAAAUGAUAUGCUUCUACAUAUAAGACUCGGAAAGAUGCUUUCUUUACCACCUUUUGCUAUUUUGAAGUCUCUCUCUUCUGGUGAGAUACCUAAUACGAGUAGUAAAAUCAGCUCGUUGAUGAAUGAAGAUGAAAAUGAAUGGCUACAAAUGUUGAAGCUUAUCUCGGAGGAGAUUUCCCCAGGUGAAGUGAAGGAGCAGCUACUCCAAAAGAUAUUAAAAGAGAAAUUGCAUGAGUGGUUACUUUACAAAGUCGCUGAAGGUGGAAAAGGACCCAAUGUUCUAGACAAGGAGGGCCAAGGUGCCUUGCAUUUGACAGCUGCUCUUGGUUAUGAAUGGGCUGUAUCACCGUUACUAGCAUCAGGUGUCAAUAUCAAUUUCCGUGAUGGGAAGGGCUUGACGGCUCUUCACUGGGCAGCAUUUUGUGGCAGGGAGCGAACAGUUGCUGCCCUUAUUUCUCAGGGUGCAGCUCCUGGGGCAUUAACAGACCCAACUCCAGAAUUUCCUUUGGGCAGACCACCUGCUGACCUGGCUUCCAGCAAUGGACACAAAGGAAUUGCUGGUUACUUGGCGGAGUCUGCUUUGACUACCCACCUUUCAACCCUUUCUUUGAAGGAUACAAACAACACUGAUUUGCCAGAAACUUCCGCUAUUCAGACAGCUACAGAACGGGUUGUUGUACCUUCUUCGGAUGGUGAUGCGUCACUGAAGCAUUCACUAACUGCUGUGUGUAAUGCCACUCAAGCUGCUGCUCGUAUUUAUCAAGUUUUCAGGGUGCAAUCUUUUCAGAAAAGACAAUUGAUUGAGUAUGGUAAUGAUAAAUUUGGAAUGUCAGAUGAGCGUGCUCUAUCAUUAAUAUCUGUCAAAUCACAAAGGUCAAGACAACAUGAUGAGCCUGUGAACAGUGCUGCCAUACAUAUACAGAACAAGUUUCGUGGUUGGAAGGGUAGAAAAGAGUUUCUUGUUAUUCGCCAGCAAGUUGUUAAGAUUCAGGCUCAUGUAAGGGGUCAUCAGGUUAGGAAACAUUAUAAAAAGAUCAUCUGGUCAGUCGGUAUCGUGGAAAAAGCAAUUCUGCGUUGGAGACGGAAAGGGAGUGGUUUUCGUAGGUUACAACACGCAUCUAUCGAGGCCUCUAUCUCACAAAGUGAGCCUUCAAAAGAGGAUGACUAUGAUUUCCUAAGAGAAGGCAGAAAACAGACUGAGGAAAGGUUGCAGAAGGCACUUGCAAGGGUGAAGUCUAUGGUUCAUUAUCCAGAAGCAAGAGACCAGUAUCAUAGGCUGCUUACUGUUGUGUCUGAGUUUCAGGAAGCACAGACAACACAAGCUAAACAAUUAAACACUUCUGAAGAAUCAAUUGACUACGGAGAUGACUUAGAUAUCGGAGAACUACUGGACGAUGACACGUUUAUGCAACAUGAAGAGUGAGCCUGUGAAAUUUUUGUAAAAUCUGGUUCGAGUUUUUCUCCCUUCUCUUUUGUACAUUUAUGUGACUAAUCCUUGUGUGUACUUAGUCUUUUGUACAUAAAAUUUGUACGAAUAGUUUCAAAUCCAAUCCGUUUACUUGUUAGAUGUUAAAGCGGGUCGAUAAAUAUACAAACUCAGAAUUAAGGGAUGAUUUGUAAUUUUGUAUCUUUACCUGACACUUCACUCCUCAUAUUUACAUUUAGAGACAUGUUUGAACAGUUAAUAUACAUUUCAUUAUGAUCCGUU
This is a messenger RNA of Papaver somniferum (opium poppy), 3683 nucleotides long. Its product is annotated as calmodulin-binding transcription activator 3-like. Bases 237 to 3398 code for a protein of 1053 amino acids. The transcript is spliced from 13 exons. The record is from RefSeq and is a predicted model, not a curated record. NCBI's taxonomy places the organism in Eukaryota, Viridiplantae, Streptophyta, Magnoliopsida, Ranunculales, Papaveraceae. Gene Ontology annotation, cellular component: nucleus. Gene Ontology annotation, molecular function: double-stranded DNA binding; protein binding; transcription coregulator activity. Gene Ontology annotation, biological process: regulation of transcription by RNA polymerase II.